UUUAUGUUUUAAUUAAAAGUACAUGUACAGGUGUAUUAUAAAUUUUAGACAAAUAGUAAAUUUUAUUAUUGCUGAAAGUGAAUUUGGGUAUAUUCUCUAAUAAAAUCAAAAAAAAAAUAUUUUAAUAAUAAAUUCAAGAUCAAACUUGAAAACAAAAAAACGAUGAUGAAAUUUAAAUCAUUUUUAGAGCAAUUAGAAGAAAAAUUUUCAUCCAAUUCGCAAAAUUCUUUGCAAUAUGAUCCAAAUGGUUUUCUAUCAACAAAUCGAUUUUAUAAUAACAGAUUUGAAUCACAAAUACAAAAUCGUUCUAUACGACAAAUUGAAGAGCAAAUGUCUAGUUUACGAAAAGAAAAUUUUAAUUUAAAAUUAAGAAUAUAUUUUCUUGAAGAGAAAAUUCCAGAAUUAAAUAAAAUGGAUUUAGCAGAAGGAGAAGAAUCUUUAAUGAAACAGUUUUUAGAUAAUAAGAUUGAAACCGAAAUGUUAAAGAUUGAUCUUCAAGACAAACAACAAUUAUUAAUCGAAGCUGGUGAAGCUUUAACUCAUAUGGAAAAUAUACAAAAGGAUACUGAAAAAAGAUAUGAACAAUUAAUUGAUGAAUUGAAUCAUAAAAUACAAUAUUUGGAAUUUGAAAAAUAUUCAUUAGAGAAAUGUUCAAAAAAUGAAGAAAAUAUUAUAAAUGAAUUAAUUGACAAACAUAACAUUGAUGGUAACAAAAUAGAUAUAGUAAAAAAGGUGCGCGAACUUAAAGAAUCUGUUAAAGAUGCAGAAACAAAAAUUACAAAUUUAAAUAAACAAAAUAUAAAUUUAGAACAAAUUGUAUUAGAAAAAAAUAAAUUAAUAAAUCAAUAUGAGGAAAGCAUAAAACAGAAUGAUUUCCAGCAAAAACAAUUAAUUGAACAAUUAAAAUUAAAAGAAGAAUGUUUAACUAACAUAGAAGUAAGCAAAUAAUAUUACUUUUCAUAUAUUACGUAAAAGCAUUAAAUAUGGGAUUAAAGUUCUCAGAAAUUGUGCAAUUAUUGAAGUUCUCAGAAAAUUAGUUUUAGCAUAUUUGCAAUAGAAGACAACAAACCAGUAUAUGAUGAAUUUUUGCGAAUUUAGAGCACUAUAUAAUAUUAAAAUUUAGAACACUAUAUGCCUAAAUUCUAUUGAACACAUUUAUUACUUAAGGUGUUGGAAUGUUAUUCAAAAAUAUUGAGAUUUUGUGGUAUAGAAUUUCAAAUGGAAAUUCGAAAUUGGUUUUAUUCAGAAAAUUUAAUAA
Molecule: messenger RNA, 1258 nt
Organism: Condylostylus longicornis
Lineage: Eukaryota; Metazoa; Arthropoda; Insecta; Diptera; Dolichopodidae
Product: centrosomin-like
Exons: 5
Coding region: 163-948 (261 amino acids)
Biological process (GO): centriole replication; positive regulation of DNA-templated transcription; regulation of mitotic cell cycle spindle assembly checkpoint
Cellular component (GO): perinuclear region of cytoplasm; microtubule organizing center; pericentriolar material
Molecular function (GO): transcription cis-regulatory region binding; gamma-tubulin binding; calmodulin binding
Source: RefSeq, a predicted model, not a curated record